Messenger RNA from Aspergillus ruber CBS 135680, 405 nucleotides. RefSeq lists its product as uncharacterized. The transcript is spliced from 2 exons. The record is from RefSeq and is a predicted model, not a curated record. NCBI's taxonomy places the organism in Eukaryota, Fungi, Ascomycota, Eurotiomycetes, Eurotiales, Aspergillaceae. The coding region runs from base 1 to 405 and encodes 134 amino acids.
AUGACUGAGACUGGAAAAGACAUGUUUGACGUACUGGAUGGAUUGGGCCUGCCAUUUAAGCUGGGCAAGAAAGGCUUGGGGCAUAUGGCCUGCUUUCAGGAUCAGGAAUGGGAUGACAACGAUGGGUCUCAUCAAGACUCAUUGGACAUUGCGAGUGAGGCAGCCAAAAGCGCUAUACCUGAAUGGCCUGAUGAGUCCUUCAAUAUAAAAGAUACUAACGAAGCCAUUCUAAAAACACCGACCCCAUUUGGUGUUGCUUGGUUUCUGACUAACCGCAAGAAGGAAUUGGGAGCUAGGGCUCCGACAAAGGUGAUUGUUAAGACAAUUCACCAGUAUUCCGAUGAGCCUCAAGAUCAGGUUCAUUUCAUGUUCGAUAUUGCGCCAGUUAAGAAACCCACAGUAUGA